GAGAAGCGCCCGUGAGAUCCGGUGCAGGACCCCCCCUGGGCACACCCCUGGAGGCUCUCCCAUCCUCAUCAACAUCAACCGGGCAGAGCUGAGCAACCCAGAGGUCAAGUACAAUUAUACGGAGGACCCCACCAUCCAGAAGAUCGAUCCUGAGUGGAGCAUCAACAGCGGUGGGACACUGCUGACUGUGACCGGCACCAACCUGGCCACCAUCAAGGAGCCCAGGAUCCGGGCCAAGUACUGCAGCUCUGAAAGGGAGAACAACUGCACUGUCUACAAUGACACCACCAUGGUGUGCUACGCGCCCUCCAUCGACAACCCCGUGCGGAGCCCUCCGGAGGUUGGUGACCGCCCAGAUGAGAUCGGCUUCAUCAUGGAUAAUGUCCAGACCCUGCUGAUCAUCAACACCACCAAUUUCAUCUACUACCCGGACCCUGUCUUUGAGCCACUCAGCCCCACGGGGAUGCUGGAGCUGAAGCCCAGCUCUCCCCUCAUCCUCAAGGGCAGGAACCUGCUUCCACCGGCUGCUGGUAACUCCCGCCUGAACUACACGGUGCUGAUCGGAGACACUCCCUGCACCCUGACCGUCUCCGAAACCCAGCUCCUCUGCGAGUCCCCGAACCUCACCGGCCAGCAUAAAGUCACGAUCAAGGCUGGAGGGUUCGAGUUCUCCCCGGGGACGCUGCAGAUCUACUCGGACAGCCUGCUCACCCUGCCUGCCAUCAUCGGGAUUGGCGGCGGGGGUGGUCUGCUCCUCCUCAUCAUCAUCAUCGUCCUCAUUGCCUACAAGCGCAAGUCCCGGGAUGCUGACCGGACCCUGAAACGCCUCCAGCUGCAGAUGGACAACCUGGAAUCCCGGGUGGCCCUGGAGUGCAAAGAAGCCUUUGCUGAGCUGCAGACUGACAUUAAUGAGCUGACCAAUGACCUGGAUGGGGCUGGCAUCCCCUUUCUGGAUUACCGCACCUACGCCAUGCGGGUUCUUUUCCCAGGGAUAGAAGACCACCCCGUGCUGAAGGAGAUGGAGGUCCAGGCAAACGUGGAGAAGUCCUUGACCCUCUUUGGGCAGCUCCUGAACAAGAAGCACUUCUUGCUGACCUUCAUCCGCACUCUGGAGGCUCAGCGGAGCUUUUCCAUGCGGGACCGUGGCAACGUGGCCUCCCUCAUCAUGACAGCACUGCAGGGUGAGAUGGAGUACGCCACGGGCGUGCUGAAGCAGCUCCUCUCUGACCUCAUCGAGAAGAACCUGGAGAGUAAGAACCACCCCAAGCUGCUCUUGCGGAGAACGGAGUCGGUGGCAGAGAAGAUGCUGACAAAUUGGUUCACAUUUCUGCUCUACAAGUUUCUGAAGGAGUGUGCUGGAGAACCACUCUUCAUGCUCUACUGUGCCAUCAAGCAGCAGAUGGAGAAGGGACCCAUUGAUGCCAUCACAGGAGAGGCUCGCUACUCCCUCAGUGAAGACAAGCUUAUCCGGCAGCAGAUUGACUACAAAAUGCUGACCCUCAACUGCGUAAACCCCGAGAACGAGAAUGCCCCAGAGAUCCCUGUCAAGGUGCUGAACUGUGACACCAUCACACAGGUGAAAGAGAAGCUGCUGGAUGCCGUCUACAAGGGGGUGCCUUAUUCCCAGCGACCCAAAGCCGGAGACAUGGACCUGGAGUGGCGGCAGGGCAGGAUGGCCCGGAUCAUACUGCAGGACGAAGAUGUCACCACAAAGAUCGACAACGACUGGAAGAGACUAAACACCCUGGCUCACUACCAGGUGACGGAUGGCUCCUCAGUAGCCCUGGUGCCCAAGCAGAACUCGGCAUACAACAUCUCCAACUCCUCCACCUUCACCAAGUCCCUCAGCAGAUAUGAGAGCAUGCUGCGGACCGCCAGCAGCCCCGACAGCCUGCGCUCGCGGACCCCCAUGAUCACCCCCGACCUGGAGAGCGGCACCAAGCUCUGGCACCUGGUGAAAAACCACGACCACAUGGACCAGCGGGAGGGCGACCGGGGCAGCAAAAUGGUCUCUGAAAUCUACCUGACCCGCCUGUUAGCCACCAAGGGCACCCUGCAGAAAUUCGUGGAUGACUUGUUUGAGACCAUCUUCAGCACAGCACAUCGUGGGAGCGCACUGCCCCUCGCCAUCAAAUACAUGUUUGAUUUCCUGGAUGAACAAGCUGAUAAGCAUCAGAUCAAUGAUUACGAUGUCAGGCACACCUGGAAGAGUAACUGUCUACCUCUACGUUUUUGGGUGAAUGUGAUUAAGAACCCCCAGUUUGUGUUUGACAUUCACAAGAACAGUAUUACUGAUGCCUGCCUAUCCGUGGUGGCUCAGACAUUCAUGGACUCCUGCUCAACUUCUGAGCACAAGCUAGGAAAAGACUCUCCUUCCAACAAACUCCUGUACGCCAAGGACAUCCCCAACUACAAGAGCUGGGUAGAAAGAUAUUAUGCAGAUAUAGCUAAAAUGCCAGCGAUCAGUGACCAGGACAUGAGUGCGUACCUGGCGGAGCAGUCGCGGUUACACCUCAGCCAGUUCAACAGUAUGAGCGCGCUGCAUGAGAUUUACUCCUACAUCACCAAGUACAAGGACGAGAUUUUAGCUGCAUUGGAGAAGGACGAGCAGGCCCGGAGGCAGCGGCUGAGGAGUAAGCUGGAGCAGGCGAUCGACACAAUGGCCUUAAGCAGCUGA
This is a messenger RNA of Cariama cristata (Red-legged seriema), 2677 nucleotides long. Its product is annotated as plexin-A1. Gene Ontology annotation, molecular function: semaphorin receptor activity. The record is from RefSeq and is a predicted model, not a curated record. The annotation marks the transcript as partial. The transcript has 17 exons. NCBI's taxonomy places the organism in Eukaryota, Metazoa, Chordata, Aves, Cariamiformes, Cariamidae. Gene Ontology annotation, biological process: semaphorin-plexin signaling pathway involved in axon guidance; positive regulation of axonogenesis; negative regulation of cell adhesion. Gene Ontology annotation, cellular component: semaphorin receptor complex.